AUGAGUGGGCGUGAUUUCACCGAGAAUGAGUGGGCUCAGUGGCACAGGGAACAGAAGGCUGCAGGGGGCUACAGCGACGAGGAAUGGGCGCGGCAUCGCAGACAGAACAGCAGCAGUUCUGGCAAUCCAGCUCAUGGUCAGGCUAGUACUGGGACAGCCUUGCUGCCGCUACCUGAAGCAUGGAAAGUGAGCUUGCCGCCCCGGAACGGCCCUGCGAAUCAACCACACAAGCCUUCCGAUCUCAGUGGCCUGGUGCUGACCAACGCCGUCUUGAACCAGAGCACGGCAAAUGCGGCGAUCUUCACGGAGAAGUUCAAAACUGAUGACCUGUUUCUGCAGCUGACUAGCCUAGCGAUUGCCCACCUCAGCAGCGACCUGCGGAGUGUACUCGAGGAGGACGUCUUGAGCGUUGCCCUUCAUUUCGAGCUUCUGCUCAUGGCGGGUGACAGAAGCCAAGUGGUCUGGAAGCACCUGGCCAUGAGCUGCCUUGCUGCGGGCAGCGCCCAGCAGCCCAUGGAAAGGAAGGUGGGAGGGCGUAACGGCGAGUGGAUCCUUGGAGGGACCCAGUGGUACCCGUUUGCCUUUUUUCAGAAAGAAGCCCGAAAAUACGGCGACGUCCGACCGAUGUGUAGGCCUACCGUAGGCCUCUGGAAGGUGGGAGGGCGUAACGGCGAGUGGAUCCUUGGAGGGACCCAGUGGUACCCGUUUGCCUUUUUUCAGAAAGAAGCCCGAAAAUACGGCGACGUCCGACCGAUGUGUAGGCCUACCGUAGGCCUCUGGAAGGUGGGAGGGCGUAACGGCGAGUGGAUCCUUGGCCUCCUCAGGCCUACGGGUAGGCCUGAGGCUACCCGUAGGCCGCCCCCGGAGGAGUUUCAAGCAGCAGAGGUGCUGAUGGCGGUAGCGGAGUGCCAGGAAGAUCCUGACUUCGACACCUCCGAGCUUUGGUUCGACGUAGGACUGGGAACCAGCAGCUCCUCCGAGGCCCGCCCCCUUCCGAGCUCCGACCUGCCCUGGCUGCCGGAGCAGUCGACCGCGAGCCUGGAGGAAGAAGGCAAGCUGCUCCAGGAGGCAUUGUCCGAGGAGCUCAAUCGCUUCACCGACGUCAUUGCGCAGGCGCGGAACUCUGCGACAAGGGGGCCCUUGUGGGACCUGCUCAUUGCCGUCACCCAGGGCAAUGUCGAGGCUGUGAAAGCGCUGCUGCCGAAGCAGGAUGCGGUCACAAGCUGUUGGUCUGAAAGGAGCUCCUGGCAGGCCGUCGACAAGUUCGGUUGGACACCCUUCCACUUGGCGGCGGUGAAUGGCGACUGCGCCGUCCUGUCCUGCCUCAAGGAGGACAUGGUGGGCCGGUUGAUGCAUUUCCGGGAAGCGCUGUCUCAGCCCAGCUCGGGCACGGGCCUGCCGCCCUUCGGCGUGGCCUGCUUGGCCGGGCACCUCGAGGCGGCUCGCUCUUUGCUUCAGGGCAUGGCUGCUGUGGACGUCCGAGAUGCCAGGGGGAACACGGUGCUCCACUGGGCGCAGAUUGGCGGCCUGGAGAAGGCCCACGACAUCCCGCAUGUGGGAACAGCCACGGUUGCAGUUCCGGCUUUACCUUAA
Molecule: messenger RNA, 1593 nt
Organism: Symbiodinium natans
Lineage: Eukaryota; Dinophyceae; Suessiales; Symbiodiniaceae
Source: the annotation of a GenBank genome assembly